UGAGGCCUCAAACUGUCCCAACACGUCUCGAAUGAAUCAAUACAUACAGUGUGCGUUAGAAUUGACUAGCACAGUGUCACCAUCCGCUGAGCCUGGACUUGCGAAGAUCUCGGAGGACGGAGCAGACGACAGGUUGAAGAAGCCGGGCAAGGACGAGAAGAUCGUCACAAGGCCAGUGGGAGUGCGGGACAAGUCAGGACAAGCCUAUAUCACGUGCACCUGGGAGGUGGAAUUUGGCCCACAAAAAGUGGUCAUAGAAUUCUCUCGAGACAGUAUGUGUGUGUACAUUGACAAAGUACCCGUCCAGACAGAAAUGUUGAUUAAGGACUGUGGGUACGACGUACACAUCUGGUGGGAGAACUGUCUGGGUAGUUUCUAUAUCUUCAGUGAUGUUGACGUGGAUAAGUGUGGCAAGCCAAUGGUCAAUUACCUAUACAUCAACGACAAGCUGGUCUCCAAGAAGAACUACAAGGAACACAAGAAGAGGCAACUUGUGCCGGAGGUUCCCAGAAAACCCAUUGAUAUAUACAUGUCUGAGUGCGAGAUGGAGCAACAACAGCAGCAGGUUAACCACUAAGUGACCGGAAGUAGCCACGAAGUGACCGGAAGCAGGGAGGAUGUGUUUACACAUCAGCCAUCUUGAAGGAGGACAAUGUACAAGCUGAAGUGUGUCCUCCUGGAACUUAGGUUAUAAUCAGUGGUCCCAAGGAUGUCAUCCAUUUGUAAUAAUUUUGUGCAUACUAGAGGUGAACAUGUUUUCCGCAAGUUUUUCCAGAAAAAUGCGUCACGAAAUCUUAGGCAGUUUACAAACUGUAGAUGAACAUGAUCUUCUUAAACAAACCUGUUAUACAUUUGGCGACAAGAAGUCACGUGAUCAGAUGUCGUGUUCAGAACAUAAAGGCCAGACGGUUAAAUGUUAUACCUAACUCACGUAGUCAACCACCUGUGUUAUAUACUUCAUUUGUAUAACCUUCACCUUGUGUUUCUACAUUUAUACCUGCACGAGAUAAGCAAGGAUAUAAGUAACACGUGCGGAAGUACCCAUGCUUGGAUCUUGAGCACAAGUUUGGCUAGCAGAUCCAUUGCAGGGUACGUUUACAUGAUCAACCCGAACUUGCAUUAACAAAGUGCGUUAUAAACAUUUUCGUAUGGUAUCCUAAUGUGAUAUGGCACACAUCCCUGGUAGGUGGGAGUUUAGACCGAUUUGGUAUCCUUUUCGCACGAUUCUUUAAGUAAACAUUAUAUUUAACGCUCUCGAGAUUUACAAAAAGCACUACUUCACUGAAUUAUUGGAUUGUGUUUUUCAUUUGAAAUGAAAUUUCAAGACUAGAAGAGCCACUGAAACAACUGUUUAAUCGGGAAUAAAUACACAAGAAAUUAAACCUGUUUAACUCGAACAUCUUAAACUCGAUUACUACAGCAUGACCGAUAUACCAAUAUCCCUGAGUGGCGUUGAAGCUGCUGUCGACACAUCGAUUGUCUUGAUUUACGGAGAACCCGAUUUGUUCCCUUGGACUUCGAGUUAAGGAGGCUUGAUUUUAGUCUAUGGUGCAGAGUCUAUGCACUGUACACGGUAGAAUUAACUGUGACGUCACACCCUACAAUGACUGGCGACAACGUCACAUGUUCCGCCAACGUAAGGUUCUACCCCAAUAUGACGUAUCUCCAAAUAGCAGCAGGUUACGCUGUUUGGGUAUGCGAGGGCAACAUCCAGUUAUAAUGUCUUAGUUUGUAUCAAUGUAUACAAUGAAUAAACGAUCGAUUGAACGUUGGCUCUUA
Messenger RNA from Haliotis rubra (blacklip abalone), 1779 nucleotides. RefSeq lists its product as uncharacterized. The coding region runs from base 32 to 577 and encodes 181 amino acids. The transcript is spliced from 5 exons. NCBI's taxonomy places the organism in Eukaryota, Metazoa, Mollusca, Gastropoda, Lepetellida, Haliotidae. The record is from RefSeq and is a predicted model, not a curated record.